This is a messenger RNA of Hyla sarda, 3383 nucleotides long. RefSeq names its product zinc finger protein OZF-like. The coding region runs from base 169 to 1716 and encodes 515 amino acids. The record is from RefSeq and is a predicted model, not a curated record. The transcript is spliced from 7 exons. Gene Ontology annotation, cellular component: nucleus. Lineage: Eukaryota; Metazoa; Chordata; Amphibia; Anura; Hylidae. Gene Ontology annotation, biological process: regulation of DNA-templated transcription.
GAGAAUGAGGAUCUACUAACAAAGUAACCAAUGAUGUCCGGGCGUCAGACUAUGCAGAGAAGAUGGAGCUGAAAGAAGACAAGGACCAGAGGAAGAAGAAAAGUAAAGACGACAGAGAAGACGUCUCCUGUUCCUUAGAUAUAGGACUCUCAUAGCUAAAGUCUGAAGAUGAUGGAGGACAGAGACCACAUAGCUGCCCGAAUACUGGACCUCACCAUAGAGAUCAUCUACUGGAUAUCUGGAGAGGAUUACACAAUAGUAAAAAAGACAUUGGGGAGCUGUGUGGCCACCAGCAGCCAUGUCCAUGAGUCAGGAGAAUGGACCCAGUUUUCCAUCAUGGAGCCUCCACCUCACUCAUUGAUACAUGAGGAGAAGAUCCUAGAACUCACCCACAGGAUCACUGAGCUGCUGACUGGAGAGGUUCCUAUAAGGUGUCAGGAUGUGGCGGUCUAUUUCUCCAUGGAGGAGUGGGAGUAUGUAGAAGGACACAAGGAUCUGUACCAGGACAUAGUCAUGAUGGAGGAUCACCGGCCCCUCACAUCACAAGAUUUGUUCAGUCAGAGAAGUCCCUCAGAGAGAAGUCCCAGUGCUCAGUAUUACCAGGACUGUCCGGAGGAGAAUCAGAAUGUCCCAUUGGAUAAUCAGGGAAGUGAUGGUGAAACGAGUGGACUCGAUAAUCCCACAGUGUCUGACUUUAUGAGAGGCCCCAAUGGACAUCUUCUUUUAUCUUCCUAUUAUGAAGCAGAAGAUAUUCUGUCACAGAUGGGAAAAACAACUGGACAUACACUUGGUAAAAGCUUUGCUUGUUCUGAAUGUGGAAAGCUUUUUCAAACAAAAUCCUAUCUUUCCAUUCACAAGAGAAUUCACGUAGGUGAAAGGCCAUUUUUAUGUUUAGAAUGUGGGAAAUGUUUUACUAGGAAAGCAAUUCUUGUUGGACAUCAAAGAAUUCACACAGGGGAGAAGCCAUUUUCAUGUUCAGAAUGUGGAAAAGCAUUUCCAACAAAAUCACAUCUUGUUGGACAUCAGAGAGUUCAUAAAGGAGAGAAGCCCUAUUCAUGUAAGGAAUGUGGAAAGUGGUUUAAGCUUAAACAUCAUCUUCGGAGACAUCUAAGAACUCACACAGGAGAGAAACCCUUUGAAUGUCCUGAAUGUAGAAAGGGUUUUAGCAAUAAAUCACAUUUUACGGACCAUCUAAGAACUCACACAGGGGAGAAACCAUUUUUAUGUUCAGAAUGUGGCAAAUGUUUUUACCAGAAAUCUGAUCUUGUUAGACAUCUGAGAAUCCACACAGGCGAGAAGCCGUAUUCAUGUUCAGAAUGUGGGAAAUGUUUUGGUCAGAAAUCAAGUCUUGCAGAACAUAUGAAAAGCCACACAGGGGAGAGGCCAUUUUCAUGUUCAGAAUGUGGAAAAUGUUACACUCAGAAAUCAAAACUUAUGAAUCAUCUAAGAGGUCACUCAGGAGAGAAACCAUUUUCUUGUUCAGAAUGUGGGAAAUGUUUUAAACAGAAAUCAAGUCUUAGGGAACAUUUAGGAGAAAAGCCAUUUUCAUGUCUAGAAUGUGGGAAACAUUUUAUUACUAAAACAAAACUCAAGGAUCAUGAGAGAAUUCACACAGGAGAGAAGCCAUUCUCAUGUCCUGAAUGUGGAAAAUGUUUUACCCAGAAAUCAGGUUUAGGUAAGCAUCAGAAAACUCACUGCAGGGAGAAGCUAUUUUAAUUGUGUGACUGUGGAACAUGUGGGGUAUGUGGAUCUCCAUUGUUAGGACCUACUGCCCUUACACUUUACUAGAACUGGUUUAGAUGGCAAAGCUGAGCUGUGAUUGGUUGCUGGGUGAAAAGUCCCUCCAGCUUCUAUGUUGCACAUUUUGAUAAAUCAGAGCCUUAGGCCCUAUUCACACGGCAGAAUUUCCCCAAGCGGAAUUCCGCCUCGAAUGAAAGCUCAAUAGACUUCUAUAGGAGUCCACAAUCCCAUUCACACUUCUGCAGAAUUUCCGCUUGGAUUCCACACCAAUUCUGCACCAAUUCAGCACAAAAUCCUCACAAGCGGAAGCGGAAUUGGGGCUGAUGAGCGGAAAUUCUGCCGUGUGAAUAGGCCCUUAGGGUGUAUUCACACAUACAGUAUUUGAAGCUGCAGAUUUGAUGCCGUGUUCGGUUAAUUCGUUUACAGUCAACUCUGCAGCAUCAAAUAUGCGCAGGAUACUGUAAGUGUGAAAACACCUUAAGGCCAUGUUCACACGUCCGGAAUGUCUGUGUUGAAUUCCGCCAGAGAUUCCGCAGCAGCAGAGUCCCAUUGUAUUCAAUGAGAUUCUGCUGCACUGUGCACAUGGCCGAAUUUCUGAUUUCCGUACCCGCAGAAAGAAUGAACCUGUCCAUUCUUUCUGCGGAAUCCGCGCGAAAAGUAUUGCUAUCUAUGAGACUGCGCAUUCCUGUGCGGUCCUAGUGCUAGAAUGUUAUUCCGGCGCCCGCAGUCUGCAGAAUGUCUCCAUGUGGACAUCUCGGACAUGUGAACAUAGUCUGUGUUCUUUGUUUUUUUGGGUACAAGUUUGGGCUGGGAGCCCCAUGUUACAUAUAGCUGAGACCCCUUUUUCAUAUGUUUCAGACACAGCCACAGGUUUUCUUUCAUGAAGUGUUCAGAAUCGUCUCUUCCCAAAGAUAAAAAUAUCAAAACUUUUUACAAAGUGAUGGAGAAACUUUAUGGGGGAGAUUUAUCAAAACCUGUGCAGAGGAAAAGUUGCUGAGUUGCCCAUAGCAACCAAUCAGAUCGCUGCUUUCAUUUUUCAGAGGCCUUUUCAGAAAAGAAAGAAGCGAUCUGAUUGGUUGCUAUGGGCAACUGGUCAACUUUUUCUCUAGACAGAUUUUGAUAAAUCUCCCCCUAUAAAACCAGAGAAUGGUGUAGGAGAUGUCAUGGUGCAUAUUACCACAAGGGGGCGGACCUGCAAAAAGAGAGAAUGAGGACAACAAAAUGUCCUAGAAUCUUAUCCUGCAAAACUGAUAUUCCUCGAAAGUCAACAUAUAUGAUUCCAAAAUAAGGCCUUCAUUAACCCCUUAACAACCAAACAAUUUUUUGUUUGCAUUUUUGUUUUUUCUCCUGACCUUUUAUGAGCCAUAUUUUUAUUAUUUUAUCUUGUACAAAGAUACAUGAGUUGUUUUUUAUUUUGUGACCAAUUGUACUACAUAACGACACCCUUUAUUUUACCAUAAAAUAUACUGUAAAAAUAAAAAAAAUGCAAUUUUGUCUCCUUUUUUAUGCUGUGCACAUUGACAUUUUUUUGCUGAGGCUCAGUACGAGUUUAACCAUUCCCAGUUUAUAUAGUUGGUGUUAUGUUUUACUACAAUAUAUAAUAAAAAAGGAAAACUAAAAUUUUGAAUUGCAUGUAUUUUCAU